UCUGCGUGUUCUUGCGGAGUUCCAACAGGUGUCAUCGGGGAUGGUGAUGAGGACAGACGUGUGAAGGGCGUGCUCAAAGUUGAAGCAGCCUACUGUCCUCCACCGUCCUCAUGGCUGAAGAGAUCAGGAGAAUAGCUGCUCUGCUAGAUCAGCCUCUGAGUGAGAGAGACCAGGAACUCAUCACUUACGUCAAGCACAAGUUUGCCACCGACUUCAAGAAAGACCACAGUUACUUCCCUGAGAAGGUUGUUACCCGCAGUGACACACAGUAUGGCCUCAUACAAAAUGGCCAGGCCAGGAAGAACUACUACAGGAGACAGGAGCUGCUCAGUAAAGGCUUUUUCUCCCCUGUCAACAAACCAUACAAAACAGUGGGAAUGCUUUACUCUGACAACGUUGAUCUCUUCUCAACCUGGCUCACAUCAGAGGACCAAAAGUCACUGAAGACACAGUGGGACAAGAAGUUUGGAAAAAAUACAGUGAUCUCCAGCAAAUUCACUCAGGAGAAGACUAAAAAGGAGGAGAACGUCAGAGCCCCUCCAGUGGAGAACCUGAAUGGUUUCCUCCAGGUGAAGCAGUACAUGAGAGAGAUGGUCUCCAUCAGACGUGCUCUCCACACUGGGCGCCCCCUCAUAUAUUGCCUCAGAGACCAGGAUAAACCAUUAUUGCUCAUGAAGAAACCUGUGCCUCCCAAGACACCAUGUGACCGAGCCAUAUCAGCUGAUAAAGAGACUGUACCACCACUGUCCAUGUCCAUGAACCAACAGGCACUGGACCCAGAGGAAGAGGAGAACCUACAGAGGAUACAGUACAGGAAGCAGAAGCUGUUCUCAGAGAAACUCCAGUGGAUUUACAUGGUCCUGUGUGGCAUCUCUCACAUGCGAAACAGAGAUCUGAAGACACUGGUUCCUCUCAACAGCAGCUAUGUGAACAUCAUCAUGAAGGACACAGAGAAGACCAACAUCCUGCUGAAGCAGUCGCCCAGCUACAACCCUCCGUUGAAUUACACCAGGCAGCUGGUGUCCCUGGCCCCAGAGGACUGUCACAGCAUCAGCCGUGACGUGUGGGACACCUUCAUCAGUCACCAGGACACCACAGAGCCCUCGAAGUUAACCACCACCCGAACCACAGGAUAUAAAGCUCUGCAGUCAGGGCCCAGGCGCAAGGUGCCUGACGGAGAUGGAUACAUGCCCCCAUGGCUGCUACUGCUGCUGGAUGAGAACAGUCAGUACACAAUAUCACACACACAGGACUGA
Molecule: messenger RNA, 1256 nt
Organism: Oncorhynchus mykiss (rainbow trout)
Lineage: Eukaryota; Metazoa; Chordata; Actinopteri; Salmoniformes; Salmonidae
Source: RefSeq, a predicted model, not a curated record